CAGUAAGAUGCUGAUAAAAUGUUAAGAAACAGAGGCGUUAAUGUGACCGAGAGGAAGAUUAGAGAAGACGUACUGAGGGCUUAUGAGUACGACAUCUUCGACGUGCCGCGGUGGAAGUAUAUGCAGGAGUUGGGGUGCCAGGCUAACAGAUAUAGGCAGCCAAGGUACUGCACGAUACCAAGACCAGUGUACUACCAGACCGUCAGGAGUUCUACCAACUACGGACGAGCAAGUCAAAGGUACGGAGCGCGGAGGGUGUACCUCCCAGAAAACGAGUGGGGGGCUAGCAGUGCUGACGAGUCCAUGAUGUUUGUUCGAAACCCAAGAUAUAACAUGGAAAGCUACUAUCCUAACGAAGUGUUCGACAGACCGUAUAGAAGAGAAAGAUACCCUGAUGGUUAUUACACAAGAAGGGCAUCCUCCAUAUACAUGGAACACGAGGAAAUGGAGAGGUUCCAGGCACCAAGAUACAAAACAGCAAGCUACUGUCCUAAAAGACAAACACAAUUAUCGAGGAAAGUAACUAGAAAACUAUCCCCAAUCUUCACGUGUGACUGUACUACCACAACCAAUAUAAAACAACCGACUAAUACUGACGUAGAUAAUGAUAACCCGAAAACUCAUUAUUUAUCUAAAGAAGCAAAUAACUUGUCACUUGAUAUUUGUAAGAUCUUAUCUUUACUUCAAAAAGAUAGAGAGCAUGAAGAUUUUUCUUCACGUUCUUUGUUACAAAAUAUUUAUGAUCUGGAAUGCCACAACACAAAUAGUGCUGCACUCAGGGAUAUCUGCACUCAGAGAGUGCAAAUACCCUCGAAAUUGCCAAACCAGAAAGAAAAUCCGUCGGAGAAGUUUAAAGCUGCUACAGGGGUUAGAAGCAAACUUGAAGCAUUAUUAAGUGCACUUAAACAAUACGAAGAAGAGAAGAUGUUAAACGAAUUGGGUAGUUCCGACAUAACUAAUGCUCCUAAUUAUAAAAAUGUUAUACCAUCAGAUCCACCUUCAUUGGAAGCCCAAUCUUUCAGCGGCGUGAAAGACGAAAAGUCAUCAACAAACAUUAAGGGUCAACAAAAAGAUAUGGUUUUGCAAACUGAAAACCCAAAAAUGAGUAAUAAAAAUGUUUGCAGCAAGAUAAAAACGAAGAAGGACAAUAUGCAGCAAAAAACAGCAGAAAUCCAGUCUCCGAUCAUAUUGUUAAAGAUCACGUGCCUAAAGAAGCAGCCGUAG
Cydia strobilella is the source of this 1224-nucleotide messenger RNA. RefSeq lists its product as uncharacterized. Lineage: Eukaryota; Metazoa; Arthropoda; Insecta; Lepidoptera; Tortricidae. The record is from RefSeq and is a predicted model, not a curated record. The transcript is spliced from 4 exons. Bases 19 to 1224 code for a protein of 401 amino acids.